CUGUGGCAGUUAUUCAGCGAGGCAGGUCGUGUUCCGGCAGCAGCGCAAACGCCCAGCCUGAGGUACUCAGAGCUGGGCAUCCCGCCUCACAAUGUCUGACGAGGAUGAUUGUAUAGUUUUUUCUAUUGGAGAAGACAGUAAUGAUGAUGAUGAUAAUGAUGAUGUUGGAGCUGUGGUAAUACAAGACUUUGAUACAGAUUUUACUGACGACUCUUCUGAUGAAGAAGUGUUGGUUCUACUAACAGAUUCUGAAGAUGACAGUGAUAGCCCUGAGGAACUGCCUGCAUUUUUACAUGAAAUGGAAGAUUUUGAAGCAUUAAAUAGCCAAAUAGUUUCAUGUCUGGCAAUUUUAAAAGGAGGUAACCCUGACUCAGAGGAAGUGGAGUCUGUGCCGUUGUGCAAAAAAGAGCGACUAUCUGUUCCAGAAGAUGAUCACAUGAACCAUACAGCUGAAGAUUCAUUUAAUGGAUAUCGUCAUAACCAAAUUACUCGACUCCAACGCUAUUGUCAGAAUUUGCAAGAACUUACUGAAAUCAUCAAUAGUCAGAUUAACCACCUUCGUGAACUAGUUUCAGAAAUACGGCGUUCUUUGGAGACACCACAGAUGCCACCCUGUGGAGAUGAUAACCCAUCUUUACCAGCAGAGAGGCAGGAAAAUGAUGCUGAGACCAAUCCAGGAGGAACAUCUCUUCAGUCAGCAGCAUCCCCUGAAUGGCAGCAACUGGAGCGCAGCGAGAGUCCAUCACUUCCCAGGAUUGUCUGUGCCUGCUCAUUACAGGCGAAUCAUGAGUCAGGCAGCCCAGCAACUAGGCGUUUUCUUCUGUCCAUUUUCAGUGAAGAUGAUGAAAAUGCCAACAGUGAUCUCUCAUGUGCCCAGGAUUCUCUAGCACAACCUACAGCACAUCUUCCACAAGCAGAAUCCAGUCUGCACGACAACUUUGAGACAGUGAGAGAUUCAGCUAUAAAUAACAACAUGAAUCCAGACACUGCCUUGCCAUCUCUCUGCAUCCCUCCCAAUUUUGAAACGCCAGGAGAAGCAGAAACCAGCCUUUCAAGCAGCACUGAGAUAAUGCAUUACCCAACUUUACUGGAAAAUGGCAGUGGCCAGGAUAUUGUCUCAUCUGACUUAAUUCCUCCCAAUUUUGAGGUAGCAGAAACCAGCCUAGAGAACAAGCCUGAGACAAUGAGUUACUCAACUUUAUCAGGAAAUGACAGUGGCCCGAGUUCAUCAGUCAACCUCCCACCCAAUUUUGGGGUUGAAAAAUUUAUCCUUACACAAAUGCCAAUAAAGGAAGAAACUGAUGUGGAAAACAGCUCUCAGACAGUGUAUUAUCCAGCUUUAUUGGGAAGUAUCACUGGUCUAGGUACUGACUUUUCAUCUCAUUCCACCCCACCUAAUUUUGGUGAGUUUGAAAUGAUAGAUAUUGUGACAAUUGAAAAAGUUAUACUUAUAGAAAUGCCAGGACAAGCAGAAACCACCAUGGAUAACAGCUAUCAGACAGUGGGAAAUGAAACUGUUGUGGGAAAUGAAACUAUUGUGGGAAAAGAAACUGUAGUGGGAAAUGAUAGUGACCCAGAUAUGGGCUCUUCACAUCUCUCCAUUCUACCCAGUGUUGAAAUGUUGGUCAAAGCAGGAACCAGCCAGGAAAAGGACACUCCAGUGAUGAAUCAGCCACCUUUCUUGGAAUAUGACAGUGAUGAAGAUGCUUCAUAUGUCUUCAUCCCUUCCGAUUCUGACUCCAGCACAGAAAUGAAUUCUGAAGCAGAGAAUCAUGGAAGUGUAAUAGAAAUGGACAGUGACCAACAAACUGAUUCAGAACCUUGCUUCCUAACUCCUGGAUUUGAAUUUGCAAUUAAGACUUCUUUUCUUUUUGCACUUGUACCUGUAAAAAUAUUGGUGACAGAAGAAAACAGCAUGGAAAACAGACCUGAAACAAUGAGUCACCCAAUUGUAUUGGAAGGUAACAAUAGCCAAGCUUCUGCCUUAUCAUCUGUCCUCAUGCCUUCCAAUUUUGGAUAUGUUGGUGAUCCAAGAAGAAAUGUGAUAAUGCUUGCUAUUCAUUUGAUGGCUGUACAAAAGAAGGCCAUACCUAGGCAUGCAGCCUGCUACUUGGUUCGUAUUUUGUUCUCCAAGGAAAUCCUGACUUCCAGCUCAGUACGUAUCAGUUCCCAAGGUUGCCAAUCCCUGGAUCCAAACAAAAUUGCUGCAAUAAGAGAACAUCUGGCAGCAGUUUUUCCCAACUAUGAUUUGAGUGAACAUGGAGAAGAGUGGCAAGCCUGUAUUUCCAAUAUCAAUUCUCUGAUCCGCAAUUUAUGUUCAAGAAGAACACUAAAAACUGUUCAAAAGAAUGGAGGGCCUACCAAACGCAAAAGAGAUUCGAAUGAUGAAAGAGAUGGUGAUGACAGUGCAAGUAGUGCCCAGGUUUCUCAGCAAGAAGCUGUCUCAGAAACAAGAGAACAUGGGAAUUCUCCCCAGGACAGCAGAGCUUUCCCUGAAGGAAUUCAAGAACCUUCCACUGAUGGUGCAGCAGUCUCUUCUGAAACACUAGAAUAUCUUGGAGAUCCACGUAGAAAUAUACAGAUGCCAAAAUCACUUCUGAUGACAGCAAAAGAGAAGUCUCGCCCAGAUCUGUCAGCCAGAUACCUCAUUCUCAGCCUGUUCACAGAGGAAGUCCUGAUAAAUAGUGUCCGUGGCAGUCUGGAGUUUGGAGUGUACUCCCUGAACGCCAAUAAGAUUAAUGCUCUUCGAGAGUUUCUCCAGGACAUCUACCCGACUUGUGAUCUAUCAGAAAAUGGAUACGACUGGAAAUUCUGUGUGAUGGCUAUCAAUAGUUGUAUCUAUAGUCUUAAAUGUGACCUGGAGUGGCCCACAGAUGAAACACAGUCACUUCCACCAACAACUCCUUCAUCAGAGUCCAAGCCAAAAGAUACCGACUUAGCUGACUAAAUGUUAGCCAUCCAACCUUUUCUUUUUUGCUAUUGUACCACCCUGUAAGUUUCUCAA
This is a messenger RNA of Bubalus bubalis (water buffalo), 3004 nucleotides long. RefSeq names its product BEN domain containing 2 (gene BEND2). Gene Ontology annotation, molecular function: DNA binding. The record is from RefSeq and is a predicted model, not a curated record. NCBI's taxonomy places the organism in Eukaryota, Metazoa, Chordata, Mammalia, Artiodactyla, Bovidae. The transcript has 18 exons. The coding region runs from base 92 to 2947 and encodes 951 amino acids.